GCUGGUUCUCCGCCGGCAGCGCCUCUGUCCCGUUCCGGCGAUGAAGAGCGCGCCUCCCUGGGCUGGAAGAAAGCGACUUCCCCGUGGCUGUGCAGACUUGCCCCGCAGCGGUUGAGGCGGUGGAGGAGCGAGGAGUUGGGGUCUGGACCCAAAGGCCCCUAGGCCUGAAGAGCUGGACUUCCAAACAGCAGCUUUGAUGAUUACUUGUUUUUGAAAUGGCUGAAAAAGAUGGAGAACUUAAAACGUGCAGCUGGACUCUGUCUAAAGUCAUAGCAGUGGGAGCCAGCACCUUCCUGCUCUUGGCUGGAAUCGGAGCUGGGAUUUGGGCGAUAGUGGUGUCGGUGCUUGGGAAUGAAAAGGAAAGCUUAUAUGUGGUUCAGGUGAAUUCGGAGGACUUGCGCCUGACCUUGUAUGAUGAGACUGAAGGGAAGUGGAGACUCCUGUGUUCUUCAUCAUCGGAUGCCCAGGUGGCAGCUCUUAGUUGUGAGGAGAUGGGAUUUGUCAGAUCUCUCUCCCAUUCGGUCCUGGAUGCAGACAGCGUAGGUGCCAAUGGGACAUCAGGCUACUUCUGCGUGGAUGCCUCUCGCCUGCCUUUUGUGCAGAAACUCAGAGAGGCCAUUGUUGUGUGUGAAUGUCUGACAGGCCGGUUCCUGGCAACUCUUUGCCAAGACUGUGGACGCAGGAAGUUAUCCGUUGACCGGAUUGUAGGUGGCCAAGAUGCCAGUUUGGGUAAAUGGCCUUGGCAAAUCAGCCUACGUUACGAUGGGACACAUCUUUGUGGCGGCUCCAUCAUCUCAAAUGAAUGGGUAGUUACAGCAGCUCACUGUUUUCCAGAGAGGAAUCGCGUGGUGAACCGCUGGCGGGUGUUCGUGGGUGCCGUAUCUCAGCAAUCUACGAAGGGGCUGCAGAUGGACGUGGCCAGCAUUGUGUAUCAUGGUUGGUACAGGCCCUUUGUGGACCCCGAUAGUGAGGAGAACAGCAACGACAUUGCCUUGCUGCGCUUGGCCACACCACUCUCCUUCAAUGAAUUUAUUCAGCCUAUCUGCCUCCCAGCGUUGGGGCAAACUUUGGUGGAUGGCAAGAUCUGUACGGUGACGGGAUGGGGCAACACACAAUACUAUGGCCAACAGUCUGACGUCCUUCAAGAGGCCAGGGUGCCCAUCAUCAGCACCAGUGUCUGCAAUGGCCCCGAUUACUAUGGCAGUCAGAUAAGGCCCAGGAUGUUUUGUGCUGGUUUUGCAGCUGGCGGCACAGAUGCUUGCCAGGGGGACAGCGGGGGCCCUUUUAUGUGUGAAGACAGCAUUUCACAAGUGUCGCGUUGGCGGCUGUGUGGCAUUGUGAGCUGGGGCACAGGCUGUGCCCUGGCCAAUAAACCUGGAGUCUACACCAAGGUUAACGAUUUCCAUCGGUGGGUCCACCACACAAUGAAGACAAACUCCCACAUUAGUGGGUUGGUGAUUCAGGAAUGAAACGCGUGGAAUUGGCCUUCUCCCUUUCCCGAGAAUUGCUGCCUUAAAAAGAAAGAGAAGAAUCAAGGAAGAUGAGGGGGGGAAAAAGAGGAAGGAACAUAUUGAUAUCUUUGGCCUGGCCAAAUGAGCAGAAUGGGACAGAAAAAUCCUUGCCAAUUGCUAAUGCUAUCAUGGCAUAUUGGGUCUUUCAGACUUUGGAUAAGAUGCUUUUGUUCUUUUACGUUGUCUUCAUGGAGCUUCUGCUCCUUCAGCUGCUCAUCUAUGGAUGAACUGAACAGAAUACAGAGUUGGAAGGGAUCUUGGAGGUCUUCUAGUCCAACCCCUUGCUCAAGCAGGAAACCUUA
Messenger RNA from Ahaetulla prasina, 1813 nucleotides. RefSeq names its product hepsin (gene HPN). The coding region runs from base 216 to 1469 and encodes 417 amino acids. Gene Ontology annotation, molecular function: serine-type endopeptidase activity; serine-type exopeptidase activity. Gene Ontology annotation, biological process: proteolysis. Lineage: Eukaryota; Metazoa; Chordata; Lepidosauria; Squamata; Colubridae. The transcript is spliced from 13 exons. The record is from RefSeq and is a predicted model, not a curated record. Gene Ontology annotation, cellular component: membrane.